AUGAGAAGAGUAGAGGCUUUAGAUUCGCGAGUUAACGAUAACAUUCUUAAAACUGACGCAAUUAUAUCUAAAUUAGGAAACCUAGACUUCAAGUUGUUUAGCAGAAUUAGACAAGAUGAAGAAGAAAUUGUGACUGAAAAUGUUCACAAAAAACAUAAUGAUAAUAGAAUUAGCAACUCUCAAUUACUUGAUAAAAAACUAGAAUCUUUAGAUCAAAAAGUAUCUGACAUUGACUCUAAACUAGUAGGCCUUAAAACGCAAAUUGAUAAUAACUUUUUACCCGUUGAUGAUAUUAACGCUGAAGCAAGUGAAAAAAAACCUAUCAACCUUAACGUUAUCGAAAUAGCGAAGGGUUUAAAUACAGAGGUCAUAAAUGAAAUAACGAAAGAAGUAGAUCAAUUAAGAACAUCAAUGACGACAGUUGAUAGGAAAUUGCAAUUCCAUAUUAACCUUGUUUCAGAAAAUCUAGGAAAGGUCUUAUAUAUGAUGGCAGAUGUUCACGCCGCAAUAGUAGAACCCGAAUCAGCAUCAAUUAAUGUCAAUAGCAUUUUUAAAAACCGUAAUGCCACAAGUACACCUUCGCCAAUUUCUAAAACUAAUAAAAUAGAUACAUUGGUCAACAAAAUUAUACCCAUGAUGAGCGUAUCAGAGAAAAUGGAUGAGGUGUGGGAUGUGGUAGUUGGCACAAAAAGUUCUGUAGAUGAUUUAGUGCCAAAGUCAGAUGAACUACUGACUCAAACACAAAGACAAGAGCGAGCUAUUGGUCAGAUUCAUAAUGAUUUACGUUUAAAAACAAAUCUCAUUAUUGAAAAUCUAGAUAUGGUUGAGAAACGAUUAAAAAAGCAGGAAGAUGAUGUAGCAACCCUCGCACAACGACCAGUGCCGGCGGAAUUAUUACUAGACCCGACUAUAGAUCGACUAGUAGAAUAUGCACCCAACAGAUAUAGAGUAGACGAGCCUUCAACAGAUCCCAGCACAAGUACAGCUGCCUUUACUACGCCAUCCAUUUCAACAGCUAAUAAUAGCCCGAGCAGUCCCAGUAACUCAAGCACAAGUUCAAGCAGCGCAACGGCAACGGUGACCCCCGCCAGCACUGGACCAACGAGCCCUCGUCCCACCAGCCGUAAAGGCGGCAUCAUCUUUCCAAGCGUGAAAAACAAACCAAUUAUUGGCAACAACACAUUCGCUUCGGAAAUUGUCGCCAACUAUAAGGAUGUUAAAGGUUAUUCCUGUGUGGACCUGCUGAAUGCUGGCAUGCGAGAUUCUGGCGUGUACUAUCUUCAGAUUCGUGGUACAACGUAUUGGUUCCUCAAGGUCUUUUGUGAACAAGCUAUAGCUGAUGGUGGCUGGACUGUUAUUCACCGUCGUGAUGAUUUCGGUACACCUGCUGAAAAUUUCAACAGAGAUUGGAGUGAUUAUAAAAAUGGUUUCGGUGAUACCAGCAAGGAAUUUUGGCUUGGAAAUGAAAACAUAUAUAUGCUCACUAAUAACGAUGAUUACAUGCUUCGCGUAGAACUGGAAGAUUUUGAUGGUAACAAGAGAUAUGCACAGUAUUCGCACUUCAAAAUAUAUUCUGAAGCGGAAUACUACAAGCUUGAGAUAGAUGGAUAUGAGGGGAACGCCGGAGAUUCCCUUAAUGACCCCUGGUACGGAUCCAAUAAUAGCCCCUUCUCAACUUACAACAGGGAUAAUGACAGAUCGUCAUUAAACUGCGCUUCAAUGCUGAAAGGUGGUUGGUGGUGGAAAUCAUGUGGUCGCGGAUUGAAUGGAUUGUACCUUCAUGAUCCGCAAGAUCUUACAGCUAGGCAAGGUAUUGUAUGGUUCCGUUGGAGAGGCUGGGAUUACACGCUUAAAAAAGCUUCUAUGAUGAUCAAGCCCAAAGGUAUUCAACCGGCAACGUGA
Pieris macdunnoughi is the source of this 1902-nucleotide messenger RNA. NCBI's taxonomy places the organism in Eukaryota, Metazoa, Arthropoda, Insecta, Lepidoptera, Pieridae. The record is from the annotation of a GenBank genome assembly.